GGCGGUGCCGCUUGAGGGGCCGCGGGCGGGCGUGGCUGCGGUGGCCUGCGUCGCCAUGGAGGGGGACCGCGGGCUUCGCGCCCCCUGUGCCGGGAAGGCACCGCGGAAGAAGCACCGCGCGUCCCCUCUGCCGGGGGCAGCCACUCUCCCGGGCAGCCGGACCGGUGUCUCCCAGACGUGCCGGCGGCGCCUGUUCGGGAGCGCGAGGCCUCGCGGGCCCGAGCCCUCUUGCCUGAAGAAAAAGCUCAGUGGGAAAAACCUACCAAAAAUUAAAGAAAAUGUUGAAUACACUGAAGAGAGCUCUUCAUGCAACCAAAGCAAUCAAGUGAAUGUCAGAGGAACAACAGACUUCAAGAUAAAAGAAGAAGAACCAGAAGGAAGCAGUGUACCACUGAAGGAAUCCAAAAUAAUCAACUUUGAAAGUAAAGGAAGUUUGAAGAAUGCUGAAGUGACUUCAAGUACAGAAAUUACUCUUCCCACAGGUGUUUCCACCUUUCUCAUAGAGUAUUUAGAUGAAGAUUCAGCUGUAGAUUAUAGCACUAUGAGCAACAGCCUGAAGAGUUAUUCAUCCCCUGAAACGUUCAGAGAUAAUGAUUCAGGAUGCAAUUUUUACUCUGUGGACCCUAGCAAGUACAAGAACUCUACUCUCCUGGACUCCAGCAAAGCAGUGACCAUAGAUAAGAUACCACAGAUCUCAAAUGUUUCAGCAAUAUUAGAACCUGUACCAGAGGAUUUUCCAGACCGAUGCAUUAGAAGAAAGAGACCAUCAAAUUGCAAUUACAGUUCUUCAGCAUUAAGCAUUUCAACUACGCUGGCAGGCAAAAAACUCUGUAAAAUAACAGCUGCCAGAGAGAGAACUCCAGACCUAAAAAGUGGUAUGCGCUGUUCUUCACCGUUAGGACCGGAAAGCAAGUAUGAUAAUCAAACAGCUAAAGCCAAAAGGAUGAAGAAAAAAGCCCCCAGUUUUAAUCCUUUAGAAGAAGGUUCGUCAUCGUUUAGGCAGCUUGAUUCCCCAGGAAACACUUCAGCCAGAUCAAAGGGGUUGACAGCAGAAGUUCUGCCAACCAAACCAACAGAUGCUGUGGUGCAAAUGACUUCCACCAUGCUAAUCAUGGAGGAAAAUAAAGUCCUAAAAAAUCCUGGUAAUGCUCAGCCUUUAGAGCUAGAUCUGAGCUUGUCGCCGGUGUGCAAAGCCUCACCUGGGGAAGACCUGUUCCCGAAUACCACAGGUCCAUUUGUAAAUUCAGAAGAAAUUGUUCCUGCAUCUCUGAGCUCAGAAAAAGAAAUUAUUCCUCAAAGUCCAGAAGAAAAGAAUAUUUUAAAGCCUCUGUGUGACAGACGAGAAGUCUGCUCCAUCAUUAGAAUGUCACCAGGCCAGAGGCCUUCCCAGCUCCAGCAAGUUCCAGUUAACUGGAAAGAGUUCCACCUUCCCAAAGGAGUGCCUGAAGAUACUAUUACAAGUACCAAAAAUUGGAUCUACUGUAAACAGAGAUGAGAUUUUUGGCUCUCAGCAGGAGUUAACAGAAGAAAUUACCAUCUUGCUGCUGUGGCAGGGUGAAACAGAACUCCUAACUAGUAAUUAAUCUAGUAAUUAAUGGUUGUAAUUUUUUUUGCAUAUAUGUUGUUUGAAAUUUAGUAUUAUGUGUUUCAGUAAGCUAGUAAAUACUCAAAUACGUGAUAUUAAAUUAUUUUGUACAGCAACUA
Molecule: messenger RNA, 1704 nt
Organism: Corvus hawaiiensis (hawaiian crow)
Lineage: Eukaryota; Metazoa; Chordata; Aves; Passeriformes; Corvidae
Gene: MEIKIN
Product: meiotic kinetochore factor
Exons: 14
Coding region: 56-1495 (479 amino acids)
Biological process (GO): meiotic sister chromatid cohesion, centromeric; meiosis I sister chromatid cohesion; homologous chromosome segregation
Cellular component (GO): kinetochore
Source: RefSeq, a predicted model, not a curated record